Dermochelys coriacea (leatherback sea turtle) is the source of this 3497-nucleotide messenger RNA. RefSeq names its product ubiquitin like modifier activating enzyme 2 (gene UBA2). Gene Ontology annotation, cellular component: SUMO activating enzyme complex; cytoplasm. The record is from RefSeq and is a predicted model, not a curated record. Gene Ontology annotation, molecular function: SUMO activating enzyme activity. Gene Ontology annotation, biological process: protein sumoylation. Lineage: Eukaryota; Metazoa; Chordata; Testudines; Dermochelyidae. The transcript is spliced from 17 exons. The coding region runs from base 977 to 2767 and encodes 596 amino acids.
AGAAAGGUUCUUAGGAAUUAGGACAGUGUCAAUUUGGGCAUGUUGCACAACUUGGAUAUUUUGUGGCAUAUGUGUUUAAUUUACCUGAUGGCAUGAGUAGGCAUUGAUAUCAGCAGGCUUGUCUAACAAAAUUUGAUUGUUGAACAAUCAAGUUAGGUGACAAUGCUGAACAUGAUUUGUCCUCUAUGCUGAUUGCUAACUUAUGGUCAGCAUUGUUAUGCAACUCAGUUUUUCAAAACUGUGUUCAAAUGUGAUCAGUUUUUGACAUGCAGACAUGCUCAGUGGAACUACUAGUUUGUGUAAUCCCUGUAUUAGACUGUAGUGAAGGCUACUGUGUCAGGAUGUAAACGGAAACCUACUAAGCUACACAUGCAGUGGGAAAAAGAGAAAUAGAAGUUACUGCAUACCUGAAAUGUGGCUGAGUUAAUAUUGGUUUAAGAACUUUAACUUCUGCACUUUGUAUUUUUAUUUUAACUGCAGCCAUAAAUCUAGCUAUAGAGGGCUUUUUAUUCAGUUAAUAAAGUAUAUGGGGUAAGAAAACGACAUAAUAGCAAAAUAUAUAUUGUUCAUGAGCAGAAUUCUUGCAAAUGUUCUUCAUUUGCACAUGGCAUUGCUAAUUUUUCACACCAUUUUCAACAUAUCCUAAAAUACAGAGGGAUCAGAAAUUGGAGCUUUCCUACUAACUAGCAUUCACAUUUUUAAUAUGUGGUUCAAAGUCACAUGUCUGUGCAUUUUUCAUUUUUCCCAGAGAUUUCUUUCUGCAUUAUUUAAGUCUCGCAUCCUUAAAUUGUGAAACUUAUCCCAGCUAUUAACAUUACUGAACAUGUGCAAUAACUGUAACUGUGCAAGAAGAUAACCAGUUAGAUAUGCAGUUGAUCAUUUGUAUGUACAGUUCCUGCAGCGGUCGAUGUGCAGAUGUAGUAAUUGUGCAUAUGCACAGAUCUGAAAAUUUGAGCUUUAAAGUCCGUGUACAUCAAUGCAUUUAAUUGUCCUGAUUGAUCUGGAUACUAUUGAUGUCAGCAACUUAAACAGGCAGUUUUUGUUUCAAAAGAAACAUGUUGGGAGAUCAAAAGCACAGGUGGCUAAGGAAAGCGUGUUACAGUUUUACCCAGAAGCUAAUAUUAUAGCUUAUCAUGACAGUAUCAUGAACCCUGACUAUAAUGUAGAAUUCUUCCGGCAGUUUACAUUGGUUAUGAAUGCUUUGGAUAACAGAGCUGCACGUAACCAUGUGAACAGGAUGUGUCUGGCUGCUGAUGUUCCUCUUAUAGAGAGUGGAACUGCAGGCUACCUUGGACAAGUAACAGUUAUCAAAAAAGGAGUGACAGAGUGUUAUGAAUGUCAUCCUAAACCAACUCAGAAGACUUUUCCAGGCUGCACAAUUCGCAACACUCCAUCAGAACCUAUCCACUGCAUUGUGUGGGCAAAGUAUUUGUUCAAUCAGUUGUUUGGUGAAGAAGAUGCUGAUCAGGAAGUAUCCCCUGACAGAGCUGAUCCUGAAGCUGCCUGGGAGCCAACAGAAGCAGGAGCAAGAGCAUCUAAUGAAGAUGGUGAUAUUAAACGUGUUUCAACUAAGGAAUGGGCUAAAUCCACUGGAUAUGAUCCAGUUAAACUUUUCACUAAGCUUUUCAAAGAUGAUAUCAGAUAUCUGUUGACAAUGGAUAAACUGUGGAAAAAAAGGAAACCUCCAGUGCCAUUGGAUUGGACUGAAGUACAGAAUCAAGAGAAAAACAUGUCUGAUCAACAGAAUGACUCCUCUUUAGGCCUGAAAGACCAACAGGUUCUGGAUGUCAAGAGCUAUGCACGUCUGUUUUCAAAGAGUGUUGAAACUCUGAGAGUUCACCUAGCUGAAAAAGGUGAUGGAGCUGAGCUUAUAUGGGAUAAGGAUGACCCAUCUGCAAUGGAUUUUGUUACUUCUGCUGCAAACCUCAGGAUGCACAUUUUCAGUAUGAAUAUGAAGAGCAGAUUUGAUAUCAAGUCAAUGGCAGGAAAUAUAAUCCCUGCUAUAGCUACAACUAAUGCAGUGAUAGCUGGUUUGAUAGUGCUGGAGGGCUUGAAGAUUUUAUCAGGAAAAAUAGACCAAUGUAGAACGAUUUUUCUGAACAAACAACCAAACCCAAGAAAGAAGCUACUUGUUCCUUGUGCAUUGGAUCCUCCAAAUCCCAAUUGUUAUGUGUGUGCAAGUAAACCAGAAGUGACAGUGAAACUUAAUGUACACAAGGUUACUGUUUUGACAUUACAGGAUAAGAUAGUGAAAGAAAAAUUUGCUAUGGUAGCACCAGAUGUACAGAUAGAUGAUGGAAAAGGGACUAUUCUCAUAUCUUCAGAGGAGGGAGAAACAGAAGCAAAUAACCACAGGAAGUUAUCAGAAUUUGGAAUUCGGAAUGGCACUCGGCUACAAGCGGAUGAUUUCCUGCAGGACUAUACCCUAUUAAUUAAUGUGCUUCAUAGUGAAGAUCUAGAAAAAGAUGUAGAAUUUGAAGUUGUUGGAGACGGUCCAGAAAAAGUUGGCCCCAAACCAUCAGAACCAAUUUCUAGGAACAUUACCAAUGGUAGUGAUGAUGGAGCACAGCCAUCAACUUCAACAGCUCCAGAUCAAGAUGAUGUAUUGAUUGUUGACUCUGAUGAUGAAGGUCCUUCAAGCAAUACUGAUGAUGAUAUGGAAAAUAAAAACCGCAAGAGAAAACUAGAAGAUAGAGAGCAUGUCAGUACAAAGAGAAUGCGUUCAGACCAGACAGAAGAGCAAGAUGACAUAAUAGCGCUAGACUGAGUGCAAAUACCCAACGAUAGAACAAUCUAUAAUUGUAAUGUAAUACAAUAAGAUGUUACUUUGGGGUGUGUUAAAUGUCCAGAACUAGACUAUUUUUAUGGCCUUUGUUCCCAGGGAGAAUCACACCACUGGCUUACAGAAUUUGUGUCCAUUCCUCUUGAUGGUAAAGCACUCAUUUCAAUAGAAUCUUAGAAGUUUUCCAAUAUCCUAUAUUAAAUGUAGUAGAAACUUAGUUUAUAAAUACUUAAACAUAAGUAUUUGCUUAAACUGUCAUGAAGACAAAGCAUGUUAUUUUUAUGUAAAUACGUUUAGAUAUAAUUCAUUAGGACAAAACUACUCUUGUUUAGUAAAGGGUCAUCAUUGAAACCCAGAUUUAUAAAUAUUAGAUUUUUAUUUUGGCUAGACAUAAAAUAUUUUUAGCCUAGGUCUAACCAUUUUUCACACCCUCAACUAAUUUGAGAUAGCAGAUUCUUUAAAAACAGAAAUAAGAAGUGCUAUGUUUAAACUCUCUGAUCUUAAACAUCAGCUGGCACUGUGUACAUUACUGUAAAACAAUGUUAAUUUACUCAAGUUUUUCAGCACGUACUGCCUGGUAUGUCAAUGUAAGAAACAAAUUUUGUGUAUUGUUACAGUUUCAGGUUAUUUAUAUUUGCUGUUUUGUAAAACUCAAAUACUAUUACUAUACUGUACAUCUCAUGGACCAAAUAAAUGACAUCUGAAAUACUUGCUA